This is a messenger RNA of Hippoglossus stenolepis (Pacific halibut), 3135 nucleotides long. RefSeq names its product hydroxylysine kinase. The record is from RefSeq and is a predicted model, not a curated record. Bases 97 to 1164 code for a protein of 355 amino acids. The transcript has 5 exons. Gene Ontology annotation, molecular function: amino acid kinase activity. NCBI's taxonomy places the organism in Eukaryota, Metazoa, Chordata, Actinopteri, Pleuronectiformes, Pleuronectidae.
CGGAUAUAAAUAGUGCGGCGGCAAGUUGUCCGGUAGUCAAGCGACGUAACGUUUCCUGUGACCUGCCCUCUGGAGUUUUUGUGUAUCCGCAGCACAAUGUUGGAACAUUCCAAGCCCAGCCUUAGUGAGCCUCAGGCGUCUGAGCUGGUGCAGAGGGUUUUCAGCCUGACACCAUCAGAGGUUCGCCCUCUGCCCAGCUACGAGGACCAAAACUUCUAUGUGGCCACGGCAGAGGGUGGCGAGUACGUCUUGAAGAUAAUGAACUCGGAGGACAGCAAGGACCCCAACCUGAUUGAGGUGCAGACGUACGCCAUGUCCUUCCUGCACCAGAACGGGCUUCCUGCCCAAACAGCCCUGCCCACCGCUUCGGGAAAGCUCAUGAGUCUGGAAGAAAUGGACUUUGGCCACGGCUGUCAGAAGUUCAUGGUGCGGCUGUUGACUUAUCUGCCUGGAACCACAGUUUCCAAGCUUCAUUUAACGCCACAGUUAUUGUAUGAAAUCGGCAGCACAGCAGCCAGAAUGGACAAAAUCCUGAAAGAGAUGACACACCCUCACCUCAGUGUGCUGCAGAGGGAGGGGUUCAAUUGGAGUCUGUCAAAUGUCCCUCUCCUGGAACGAUUCCUCUAUGUGUUGGAUGGAGACCCUCUUCAGGAGGUUAUAAAGUCUAUCAUUCAACAGUACAAGACCUCUGUGGUUGGAAAAUACCCUGAUUUCCGCAAGUGCAUUAACCACGGCGACUUCAAUGACCUCAAUGUGCUCAUGCAGCCUGAUGAGACUGACUGCUACAGGAUUUCUGGUAUCAUUGACUUUGGGGACUUGAACAGCGGCUACUACAUCCAUGAGUUAGCCAUCGCUAUCAUGUACAUGAUGAUAGAGCACCCUAACCCAAUUGAGGUGGGUGGACCUGUCCUUGCAGGCUGGGAAAGUGUCCUCCCCCUCAAUGAAGCGGAGAAAGAGUGUCUCUAUGUGCUGGUGAUGUGCCGCUUCUGCCAGUCUUUGCUGUUAGCUCAUUACUCCGUGACCUUGCAACCAGAAAAUGAAGAGUAUUUGAUGAUUACAUCCAGGAAGGGCGUCGGAAUUCUCCGUGAACUCUGGGAGCUCGGGAAGAAGCAGGCAGAGAAGGCCUGGUUCCAAAGUGCUGCUCAGUUUGCUGACAAAAAGUAAGGAAUGUGUGAAGGAAGCCAUUCACAAAUUUCUAAGCACAAUAAGUUGAUUCCACUGAAGCUUUUGCGCAAGUGAAUGAAUUCUAAAAGCAAAAGUUAAAACAAUAGAUUAGAAUAAGUGAGACAACUUGAAUAUAGAACCGAUUUGUUUUCAACAUAAACCAAGCUAGAAUAAUAUUCAGUCGAGUGCAUUCACCGCCAACUCAUCAUGAAACCACAAUGGAAUUCACUCGAUCUGGAUAUUUAUAUGGAUCUGCACCACAUUGCACACACACAUAAAUAUCAAGAUCCAUGAAUUAUUUUCGGAGAAAUCAAAUGAAACGCUGACAAAUCUCACGAUAAAAAGAAAACAAUGGAUUAUAUACUGUAAAAGUAGCCAGCAACCGAACCAAUAGAGUGCGAGUACUAAAGCAUUUAGGGGAAAGUACUGAAUAGGGACGUAUAGGAUAUAACUGCAGAAGCAACUCACACCAAACCAUAGAGAAUCAGUCACGGUAUCUGACCAGAGGUUGGAUUUAAAGGUACAGUGUGUAGAAUGUAGUGACAUCUAGUGGCGAAGUUGCAUUUUGCAGCUAAAUAUCUCUCAGCUCACCCUCCCCUUCCAAACAUGAAAGAGAACCUGUGGAGGACCUGUAGUGGACCUUAAAAACAAGGAGGCCUCUGUCGAGAGGACCCGCUCCAGAUGUAGAUAUAAAGUAUUUAUAUACAAAAGGCCCAUUCUAGGGUAAAUACAACAACAAUUCAUACAAUUUAGAUGAAACACACUAGUGAAAACAUCACUAGGAUUAUUUUAUGCUAAACUUAUGCCAAUAGAUCCCUUUCACCUAAAUCUUACACACUCGACCUUAAAGAAACAUGUUCAGUAAGUUCCCAAGGUCUUCAGGGUUUAUACACUUCUAUGUACUUGGGUUUAUACAUUUCUAUGUGCUUGGGUUUAUACAUUUCUAUGUAUGUGCUUGUGUAACAGAAUAUUCCUCUGUAUGGUAACCGGUUGCUUAAAUGGACAUUGGAAUGUUUUUAUUACCUGGGACUCAGCCAGAGAUGAUGUAGGUGGGAAAUUGUCAUUGUAUGUUUAUAAGUAAGUAAGGCCGUUUAGAAUAUUCUGUGGUAGUAAAAGUUCCUGUCCACAUCCAGAAAGAAACAGGGUCUGAUUCUCCAAAUCUGGGCCAGUUAAUGUGAUCUGUGUUUGAUGAGGAGAAUGUUCAGGCCACAUCUUAUGCCUUUAAUUAGUAACAGAAACUUCUGGAUUCUGGAAGUGUACUGAUGGGAUACAUGGAUGCCAUGUACAGUAUUCAUAUGUCCCUUUAACCACUAAAAUCAGUCAGUACAUUGAGCAUCCAUUAUGUUGAAGGAAUCAAACAGUCAACAGACACGACUCCUCUGCAACAAACUUUGUGCCUUCAGAACAGAUUUGAAUCUGGUUUACCAAAGACAAAUUUAAUGCUCUGGAGCUUUUACACUAUUCCAAUGAUCUCUAUAAACAAGAGCAUUUCUUACAGUUUUUAAUAUGUUUAGUUAUAAUUAAAUGUUAUAACUUUACCUGUUUCUCACCACGAACUGAACUGCAAACUGAAAAGCUUGAGAUUGUAAAUUUCAAUCUUUGAUUCCGAUCUGUGUAUAUAUAUGAAGUAGUGUGGAUACUGCCGUACAGAUAUUCUGAAGUGAUUCUAUCAAUGGUUGUUUAAAUUAUAAAAAAGAGUCAUGAUGAAUAAUUGAAGUGUAAAUGAAGUGUAAACAUGUUUGAAGUGAGAUGGUUGAUUGGAUGUGAAUUUUGAUGGAAACUCCUUUUUGUAGAAUCACUAUUGUUGAGAUUUUUGGACGAUGUGCACUGAAUGUUUUUCUUCACAAUCCAAGAACAUUGUGAGUAAAACUAAUAUCAUUAUAUGGACAGAUUUAUUUUUAGUUGUUUUCGCACUUGAAUCAACUCUUCGCUUCUGCAAAUAUUAAAUAAAGUAUACCACCUGCAUUCAAA